Penicillium samsonianum is the source of this 240-nucleotide messenger RNA. RefSeq lists its product as uncharacterized. The record is from RefSeq and is a predicted model, not a curated record. Bases 1 to 240 code for a protein of 79 amino acids. The transcript is spliced from 2 exons. NCBI's taxonomy places the organism in Eukaryota, Fungi, Ascomycota, Eurotiomycetes, Eurotiales, Aspergillaceae.
AUGGCCGAGGGUAGCGCAGAUGAAUACGCUGAUGAGAAUGCCGAGUGCCCUGAAGAACUUGGGGUCAUCGAAGAACUUGAUAUCACAUCGACAUUGCUGGAACUAGAUUGGGAAGCGUCGGACGGAAUGGCCGAGGGUAGCGCAGAUGAAUACGCUGAUGAGAAUGCCGAGUGCCCUGAAGAACUGGGGGUCAUCGAAGAACUUGAUAUCACAUCGACAUUGCUGGAACUAGGUGAUUGA